Molecule: messenger RNA, 1274 nt
Organism: Paramecium pentaurelia
Lineage: Eukaryota; Ciliophora; Oligohymenophorea; Peniculida; Parameciidae
Source: the annotation of a GenBank genome assembly
AUGAACAUUUCAGAAAAUGAUAUGCAUUAGUUGAUACAAUCAGUUAAUAAAAGAUCAAUGUUUAAAACUCAAUAUGACAUAGAAUUCAUUCAUUCUAAAUUGAGAGAUUUUACAUUCUUUAGAAAUAUGAAUAGAGAAAUUGGAGAUUCACAAUAUUAUAAAAUUCUAAAAGAACUACAAUAUGAAUGUCCUAUUCCUUAUGAACCAUUAGUGAAUAUUGGAGAUUAAUGUUCUAAGUUUUACUUCAUACUUGCUGGUAGAUUUCUCAUCCUUACAAACAAUUAAAUAGCCAAUAUACAAUUACCAACUGAAAUGUAAGCAAGCUUAAUAAAUUUAAGAUAAAAGACUUUAGAAAAACUAUUUCCUAAUUAGAUUCCACAAGGGUAUUUAUCAAUAGGGCAAUAUUUUGGAGAAUAAGUUAUGAUGUUUGAUUAAUAACAUACUUAAACUAUAUUACCACUUGAGAAAUCUCAUCUUCUAGUCAUCAAACGAGAAACAUAUAGAAGGAUUAUUGGUAAAUAAUAAUAUUCAUAGGUUUAGAUUUAGAAACAAAAAAGAAAGAAUCAGAAAGGUUUUCUAAUCUAAGUACCAUUCCACUCUUUUAGAAAUGGAGUGCUAAAACUGUAAAGAUGUUAUCCUCUGAAAUCUAAGAAUUGAACUUUAUUCCUAAUCAAAUAAUCUAUCAUCAAGGAGAUCCCGUUGAUUCAGUCUAUAUUAUUAUUGAUGGAUAAAUCUAAUUAUUUAGAACAUCAAAUAAAAAUUAAUUGCCACUUUCAAUUCUUGGCUGUAAGGAAAGCUUUGGAGAUGAUGAAAUACUUACUUAAUUUAGAACUCACUCAGCUAAAAGUCUUACAAGUGUUAAACUCUAUAGGAUUUUAAAAAAACCAUUUUUGGAUCUUAUCCCCUUUGAUUAUUCUAAUAAAUAUUUCAAAAAAGAUACACAUCUCAAAUUGAAUUUAAAUUAAAAUGAAGAUUAUUCUAGAAUUUAUAGAUCAGAAUCUUUAAAAGCUAUCAAAUCUCCAGCUAAGUUAUUGUAAAGAAUUAUGAGGAAAAGUUAAGAUAAAAAUAAAACUCAUUAAUCCAUUUCAUUUUAGUAAAUCCAUGAUUUUACAAGAAAAGAUAUCCGUUAUUCGAAUACUCCAACUGUUUUAUAGAAAUCUAGCAGUGUACAUGAAUAAAUUAGAAUACAUGCAAACGGUAAAUUCGAUAAAACUACUUAUUUGUUAAAUCAAAUCAAACUAAGAUCAACUAAUGUCUGGAAAAAAACUAAAUGA